Ostrinia nubilalis (European corn borer) is the source of this 2097-nucleotide messenger RNA. RefSeq lists its product as uncharacterized. The coding region runs from base 178 to 2097 and encodes 639 amino acids. The record is from RefSeq and is a predicted model, not a curated record. The transcript is spliced from 5 exons. Lineage: Eukaryota; Metazoa; Arthropoda; Insecta; Lepidoptera; Crambidae.
AGUUUUCAAGUUUAUGGAAUGUUGCGAAUAUGAACACAAUUUCAUUUCAUGAUGACAGCUCACCAACGGUUUUGAUCAUUUUUGAAAGUAUUUCACUAAUUUUAGUUGUUUUGUUACAAAUAAAAUGCUUAAAAGCUUUAUAUUUAAGCGGUAUUAGUGUUUCUUAAAGUGUUAAAUAUGGAAGCCAACGAUUUUGUUGCAAAAUUAAAGGCAAACGGGAAUAAUGAAGAUAUGUGUGACUUGAGCACAGUUUUUGAUGAAUACAAGGCGAUUUUGAGUGGUUUAGGUACUAAAGAUAAAGCACCCUUCUCCUUGAAUGUCCUCUGCAUACUCUGCAGGAACAUCGACAAAGUUCCAACAUGGCGGGACCGUAUCGAUGCCAAGCUACUGCUAGAACUGAGCAUCAGCUGUGUGCGAGAGACCAGGUGCUCCGACAAGCCAGACCGAGUCAAGACGUUGGCGUGUAUUUAUCAUAUCCACAAGCAUGCUGUCAAAGUGCACUCAACAAUCCCACCAGAGCUUAUUCUCAAACUAUCAUUUAUGCCAUUCGAAUACGACACAAAACAUUUGCUUCACGAAUACAGCAAAACGUACUGGAGUAUACUCAUCGACCGUAUCACGUUUAUGGAGAAACUCAAACCAAAGAUCAAUCUGAUGAAACUGCUGCCAAAACUCAUUGAUGACACCGUCAAAGUUAUCCAAAUAUUUGACACUGUUCAGCUAUGUGUGAAUAUAUUAACGUUUCUGGUAAAGAAACUUCAUUUUUUGUAUAACGAUUUAAAUUCCAAAGAACUGCACAAUGUUUUUAGACAAAUAUUCCAAAGUAUACAAGCGAAGACAGAUUUGAGUUCGUUUAGAAAGUUGAAAGAGAAAGAAACGAUGGAUUUGUAUCAGAAAUAUAACGAUUGCUUUUAUGUAAUCGCUGAGAAUGCUUCGAAGUUCCAAUUCAAAGGUUGCAGUCUGACUUUGGUUGCUGAAACUGCCAGGAGUUGGUUCGAACACAAUCCUGAAGUUUUAAAUUGCAUUGAUACUUUUUAUUUGAAUGGAUUUUGUAAAAUAAUCGAAAACACAAACGAAGCUUCUACAGUUGAGAGUACCUUAAACCAAAUUUUAGCUGCGUUUGUCAGUCAUGAGAAACUUUAUGAAAAAGUAAUGAAAGUAACGUAUCCAUUUUUGAACCAAAUCGUCCGGCUACUCAUUGACAAUGCUGUAACAAUCGCAGAUUGGUCUCAAGUCUUCAAUCCCAAGAUUCAGUACAGCUAUCUAAAUGUGAUCAUGUAUCUUUCAACGAAGAAAAGCGAUCAGUUUUUGAAAUGUGACAACUGCAAGGUCAAAUCAGGUCUCCACGACACCCUACGCUUGCUAUUCUUAAUCAAGCACUUUCCAUACAUAUCUAUCGCUCAAAAUAUGGACGUGAAACCUAUACUACCAAUUUACUACAAACUAGUAACAAUUCAACACAAAGUAUUGCAAGAAUUACGAGCAUUAGGUUGUGCAAAUCACGAGAAGUGCUUCAGAAAGCUUCAAACGGACAUCCAUAAUACAGCAAUAACGUUGAACAAGGCUCACUACUACGAAUACUCGAUAAAACUCUUCAAUUUGUACGUAGAAUUGGAGAUUCGUCAUUUUAAAGACACUAGUGACUUGAAGAAUAUUAGCAGAGCGCUGUACAACAAAAGUAUAUGCGAACUGGAUUAUAAAUUAUAUGAAGACGCUUUAAAAGAUGCAUAUUUGAGCUUGCUUUUCUCGCUGCCAGAUGGCUUGAAGACGGAGAAACAUAUGAGCUUAGUGAUGGAUAUAAAAGCGAAAGAAUUGAAGUCGAAAACUAACGAGGAAGAUAACAAAGACGAAUUCCAGCUGUUUUCGGUUUUAGAAGUAUGUAAAAAGGUGUUGGAAGAGAAAAAGUACGGGAAUUUGAAACCUUUUGUUUGCCAUUUGAAGUUUAGCGAACUCCUAAGGCACGAAUUCUCAAUGUACGCCAAGUUAUGGCCUUCCAUAGUGCCAAUAGCGGGCGUAUGGAAAUCCCUCCAUAGUCUACUGAAGAACGAGCACGAAUCUUGGUGUAAAGCUGUUAAGCCCGGUUCUCACUACCGGUAA